Molecule: messenger RNA, 1584 nt
Organism: Perca flavescens (yellow perch)
Lineage: Eukaryota; Metazoa; Chordata; Actinopteri; Perciformes; Percidae
Gene: bbln
Product: bublin coiled coil protein
Exons: 2
Coding region: 321-641 (106 amino acids)
Source: RefSeq, a predicted model, not a curated record
UUCUCCCAUAAUGCAUCACUUCGAGCUAGCCAACUACACCGAACCACAACCUAACAACUAUCCUCGUUGGAGACUUUCUCCUGGAACCAAACUAUCUGACGUUAAAUUUGCCAACCGCCAAUAAAAAUCCGAAGAAGAAGAAAAUAACGUUAAAUUAUACAUUUAACGGUGAACUUGUUCAUUCAUUUUGCUGAAUUUUAACUGUUAACGUUAGUUUGCUAAUGCUAAUUACCUGUCAACCCAGCUAGCUAGGUUAACAGCAUACAGUUAGGACAGCUAACUAUUUUAAAGUAAUAAACGUGAAGAUUUAAAGUUAAAUAAUGUCUGGACCAAAUGGAGAUCCAGACAUCCCAAUUGACGAUGCUAUUAUCAACGACGAAGAUGAAUUCGAGGACGAAGAGUAUGAAGCCAUCAACUCCAUGCUAGAUCAGAUCAACUCCUAUCUCGAUGACCUGGAAGAUCGGAAUGAUUCACUUAAUGGCAAACUGCACGAGCUUCUGGAGUCAAACCGGCAAGCCCGGCUGGAGUUCAGGGCCCAACUGCUGGGUUCCCAGAGCCAGGAGGAACAUUGUCCUGCAGACGGAGACUCCUCCUCAAACAGCAAGGAAUACUUAAACAAGGACAAAGGAGAUUGCAAAUGAGUGAUGAUGAGUGUGUGUGUGGUGUGUGUGUGGGGGGAGGAGAUUGAGUUCAGUAAAAUACAGGGAUGGAAAUAUUUAUGAAAGUUGACUCGACUCCUUAUCUGUCUGUUGAAUUAAUGACCUUUGAUCUGCGUCGCCCAUCAAUUUUCUUCUGUGAAUUUACACCCCCAUCAGCAGAUCUAGUUUUCCCUCUUUUUGAACCGUGAUGUUUGUUUCCUAAGCAGAUUGGAGUUUAUUGAUCUCUAGCAGCUUCUUAAACAAGUUUCACACCAUAGUCACCUGGGACUAUUGCAGUAAAAUCUAAGUCAUGUGUUGACAUUUAAAAAGCAAUGUCCCCUCUUUUUUUUUGUUAAGGUCCAAGUGGGACAUCACAGAACAAAUUCUAAAGCCAGGAUUAAAAAAAAAAAAAAAAAAAACAGAUGCACAUGAUCAUGUCAAUGACCAGUAUAACAUGCUAUCUGUGGUUACCCAUCCUGUCAAACACAUUACUGCAGACUCUCCAAUGAUCUUCAGUAUGUCCUCAUUGCCCAUAGGGCUGUGGUGUGUUGAAAUUGAGAUUUGUAAUAGCUUUUGUGUCUGUUCCUGUUUAUUUUAUCCUAAAAAGUAACAUGUGUAACACUACAGAUGUCUACCAGUGUAUUAAUGUUUGAUCUGCAGCAUGACUGUAUAACUGUCAAUCUGCUGUCCUGUUCAUUAUCAUUAAUCUGUUUAGGAUAAGUGAGCUGAUAAAUGUUUGUGUAUAUUAAGUGUUAGCCCAAAAUGUCAAAAUGAAGUCAACAAAGUCUGGGAAUUGUCAGACAUUUUAAUAUAAAUUAAAAUGACUGAAAACAAAAAUCCAAAAAUACAUAAAACAUCCAGCAGUUAGAAAACAUCAUCUGUUUGUUCACCUUCAUUUAGUCAGUAGCUAAAUAAAAAUAAAAACAUACAGCUUUGUUUGAAAUUA